This is a messenger RNA of Microcebus murinus (gray mouse lemur), 7697 nucleotides long. The record is from RefSeq and is a predicted model, not a curated record. Lineage: Eukaryota; Metazoa; Chordata; Mammalia; Primates; Cheirogaleidae.
GCCUGGCCUGAAAGUAUGUUUUUCUUUUCAAAUAAAUUCCCUAUUUUCAUGAAACUUAUAAAAAUAAAUUCUUAUUAAGAAUUAGUCUGAAUUUUAUCAUAAUUGGACUUUAGAAUUGCUAAGCUUAAAUUUUUAAUCAUUUUUAAAUCUCUGUUCUUCUCUACACUUACAGCCAAAAUGAAGAUUCACUGUAUGGUAUUUGAUAUGGUAUUUCACCUGUAAAGAAAGGAUGUCCACAGUUCUGAUGGUUUUGCAUGAAUAGAUAGGCAUCACUCAAACAACAGAAUUUUUCGUUUGUCUUAUGUAUUUUUAUUCAGUCUCAGUCUGCAAAAUGAGGCCAUAAUUCCAUUUCUAUUUCCACUUCUAAAUCUUUUCAAGGAAGCAGAUGACUACAUUAGCACUACCACUAACUCCUGCUGUGUGACAGUGAGCAAGUCACUGCCUUUUUCAACAUCUCAUCUUCAGAAUGAGGGACUAAGAGCAACAGUGGUGUUCAAGCUUUUCUUGACAACAGGAUUUUUUUCCUAAUAAAAUCAAUUUUAUUAGGCACAACAGCUCAAAGCAAUGAAGUAAUUUCUCCAGCAGUUUGCAACUGAGCAGUUUAAACACCAUAACAACACAAAAAUGAUCUAUAGUGUCCUCCAACUCUGAAGUUCCAUGAUUCUACUUUACUCAGAUAAACCACUUUUUGAGACUUUAUGAGGAAAGUUGUAUAAUCACAGUAAAUGAUAUAUAAUACAAAUUGAUAUAUUAAAUAUUUAAUUGAUAUAUAAAAUGCUCACCAUGUACCAGUCACUACAGAUAGUAUAAGGAUUUAGUCCUUUUAUCAAUCCAAAAAUUGUAGGUACGCUUUUUAAUUCCUGUUUUACAAAUGAUGACAUUGAGGCUUAGAUAGAUUAAUCUUCCCAAAGUGACACUGCAGCUGGAAGUAACCCAGUUAUCUUGACUGUAAAGGGAACAGCUUGAUCUGUUUUACUUUGUCCAUUCUGGAAAAAAAAAUCUUCUGUUUUAUUCUAUGGUAUACACUCUAUGUGAAUGCCAAGGUAAUAGGUGCAAUGAAAAACUAAUAGCAAAAUAAGGAUAAUUCUGAUGACAAAAUCAUGGAAAAAGAAUCAGUAUGAUUUGUGGACCAUUGUAUUGUUAAAAGAGGGCAAUGAUUUUGGCUUAGUUACUACACUAUCCCCAGGGCCUAGAAGGUAGUAGGCAUUGAUAAAUUUAUAUUGAAUCAGUAGAUUUCUAGGGAUGGGACUUGGGAAUAUGUAUUUUUAGAAACACUCAAAAUUUGAGAAUCAUGAUCUAUUAGAUCUCUAUGGUUCUUCUUUGUUCUGACAUUAUAUCAUAUUUUAAGCAUUCAAUUCUAAGUUGAAAACCAUUUUUCUAGUGAGUUUACUUUUCAUUCAGUCUACUUACUCGAAGCUUAUAAAAAGGGUUUAUUCCUAGGAAGAUCUCUAUCUUUUCCUUGGAGUUCUUCUGUUAAUGCUAACUCAGUCUAGGAGUAGCCUGAAAGGCAUUCUCUCAUAUUUCUGUCCUUUUCUUCAAUGUCUUAAAAGACUUUAAGUAGUAGGGAGGUUGCAAGCUGUCACUCCUUCCAAAUACAAAGUCCUUCUUUGCAAGGGACACUCAGACCUCUAACUUGUGAGUUGACCCUAUUUAAUCUGGGAGACUUUUGACUUUACAAGUAUGGAUCGGCCUCAUUCUAAAAGAGUUGUACCAAUCAUCUUUAUUUUUGCAUAUUUUCAAAAUAAUCACAGGCUGUCAAUUAAAGUUGAACAAUACAGUAAAAUAUGCAGAUUAAUGUGUGUGUGUGUGUGUGUGUGUGUGUGUCUAGGUUUAAACUUUGUCUUUCCCAAAAGAUUACGCAUUUGAGCAAAAUCCCAUUCAGUCUAAAUGAACUCAUUUUGCCACAUGCUUUUGUAAUCAGCAAUUUUUUUAAAUAGAAGCAUGAUGUUUUAAUAAUAUCAAAAUGAGAGUGAUCUCUAAAUAUAGUUUUAAAAGUUAAUAUAACUAAAUAUGAUGUUUCUGUGCAAUGAGUCAAAUUAAAUUGUUGCUCUGAGUGAAUAAAUCAAUCCAAGUUACAUUGAUUAAAGAGGCUAUUCUAUGCCCCACUCCACCACCCUUUACUGUGUGCACUUUCUCUUGAGGCUUUAUAGUAUUUUUCCUACUUAUUUAGGGUGUUUUUUUUAAAUUGGGCAAACAGUAUCUAAAUGCCAUUCUCUCACUCAUGAAUUAUAUAUGGCCACUAUUAUAUUACUUUUUGUCCAUGGAGUGUAUGGAAUAAAAAUGAGAUAGGGGUACAUUGCUUAAGUCUCUAAAUAUUAAAAAAAUGAAAAAAAUGUUGUCUUUCUCUUGUGUCAGUGCUUCGAUGUUCUAUCAUCUUCUGCAAACUGGAGUUGCAUUUUUAAUAUUUAAUUAAAAAUAUAAAUAUCUUUCUUGAAGGAAUGUCAAAUUUAAAGUAUGUGGAGUUGACCACUGUGAGACUUCUUGAUUGGUCUUCAUGUUUAAAAUCUGAUUUCUAUCCUAUAUGGGUAUGCCUAUGAAAAAGAAGCACCUCUUUGUUGACAUUCACCAUGGGCAUAAUAAUUUAUCCUCCACGUUUAACUUCUAAAGCUAUUUUUCCUUUUAUUUAUAGUAUUUCUGAUUAUUUCCUUCUAUCCCUAGAAUAGUACAUUGCCUGUCCUAACUCUACCUUUAACUUUGAAAACAAAAGGUGCUUCAACAAAAAGCAAAUGCAUUUUUAAAUGGCCCUUUAAAGUAAAGAAGCAAAAUAUAUUUGGACUGUAGUUAUCAAUAUUCCAGCAUUUUCCAAGUCAAGUCUAGUAGUUCUGGCAAAUGUUCAUUGUGGUAUGAAAACAAAUGGUCCUAUACUAUAAUCCUCACUCCAUGAACAUUAAUAAUGAAUGUGAAUGCUUUGAUGAAGCUUAGUAAAGUUAUUGGAUCAGGAAAAGACUAAGCUCACCUUGAAAAACCUUUGGAAAAGUUUUCUCUUAACACUAGUUUGUAUACCUUUUAGUAACCACAAAUAAUAUAGCCUGGAAUGCUUUGGAAAGAUGCUUCUGGAAUUUUAUUUUAACUUUGAGGGAAUUUCUGCCAUUUCAAAUGAAUUGUUCUUUAUUUUAAAUGUCACCUGUGUCUCUUAGUGAAUUUAACUUUAUCAUCUAAAAUAUUCAAAACAAAACAAUGACAUUAUUUUAAUUUUUUAAGUAUUAUUUUUAAGACCUGCACCUAAGACUAACACAUCGGCCCCGAUCUGUCUAAGAUGUUCCAAAAUCUUUGCAGUGUAGAAUUAAUGCUAGUGAACAAUCUUCUGUAAUAUUUUAUUAAACAGCUUUAGGAAAUUGAAUCAUGAUAGGUCAAUGUUGACAGUAUUUUUACAUAAGCUUGUUAGAAAUUAUAUGAGAAACAUUUUAGUUAAAACUAAGAGCAAUGCACUGUUUUAUGCAGAUUUUGCAAGAUUCUACACUCUUCUAAUGAGCCUUUUACAUUUUUUUUUGCUUUGCUUUAUUUUGCAAAUCAGUUCUUUUUAUGCAAAAUCAACAAUGUUCCUUUAAAAACUUCCUGGGUAAAUUUUCUGUUAUCAGAUAGAAAAGAAUAAAGCUGAAUCACUUUACAUUUCUCUACUAUAGUUUAAUUUUUAAUUCAUUCAGUUUGUGACUCAGCCUGAUAGAUCCUAAGCCAUUUAUAAUUUUAAAAUGUUCCAUUGAAUGAGAAUACCAUGCAAAUGUUAAUUUCAUCUCCCUCAUUCAGUUUUAUAUUCCUUUGGUGACAUUUUUUUUCUGGCAAAAUAAAUGCUUAAUGUUAUUCAUACAUCACUUUAAACUAUUUUAAAUAACACACCAAAUAAUUAUCACAGGGAUCACUGUCCCAAGAUCCAAAUUUAAUUUUUUUCUUUUCCUUAAGAGUUGCUAGGAUGAAAAUUCUUGCACCUCUGCUGAUUUUUCAGGAUGGUAUUUAGUUCUUGCUUUCUUAAAUGGAUAUUCUUAGAUAGAUUGGUUCCUGUCUGAUAUUCUCUCUCUCUUUCUCUGUCUAACAGAAUUGGAAAAUUGUUGCUGAAUAAUUUUUCUUGAAAAAGCUAAGCAUAUGAUGAUGUGCUAAUCUUAUCUAUGAGUAGAACUUCACUAUGGGCCAAGCAGUAAUUUAUAGGGCUGGCUUUUUAAGCUGUUUGAAAUGUGUUUCAAGUAAAAAGAAUUUUCAUUUGUUUUUCACUUGUAUAGUAAAAUAUCUGUAUAAAUGAAAUGGUCAAAUUUUAAUUUUAAUGUUAAUUCCUACUAAAUGGCAAUGUAAAACAUUGAUUUUUUUUUAACUUGUACUUUAACAAUAAGAGAAACUAGGAAAGGAAGCUCAGAGAAAUUUCGCUGUGUUUCUAAAAGUAAUGAAAUUCCAUCAACUAAGGAAAAUGCUGUCAGUGUGCAAUUAGAUUUGGUGGUAGCCUUUCUCUCUUGUGAUCUGUGUAGCAAAAGUAGACUAAAUUUCUUUAUAAUCUUGUACUGAGUAUAUAAUUUCACAAAAUACCUUGGUCAUUAAAUAUUCAUAAAAGGAACUGUGGAUUAAAAUACACAAGAUACUUUUUCAAUUUAGUCAAAAUGUUGGUGCCUGGCCUUUUUUCCUACAUGUCCAAUUCGAUAGAGUAUAUACUUGAUUUUGAUAGCUGUUACUGCUUAGUCUGUGAUGAAAGCUUUAUUUCUUCUAUGCUGUGCUCAAGAGAAAACCAGCAAAAGAAGCAAAGAUUUGUUCUUUCAUAGAACUGUGGCAAAGCUCUCUGCUGAGCAAUGGUGAUACAAAUGUGGGGCAUUGACUCGUUGAAGAUAAUCUUGAAACCAUCUUAACAUUAAUUGCCUUAUAAGUUAAAAAAAAAGGUAUGGAUAUCACUUUUUUGUAAAUAAUGAUUUUUAUAAAUGUUUUUUCUUCAUAAUUUUCCCAAUCACCCAUUUCACAAAAUCCUAAAUAUGCAAUUAUCACCAUGGCACAUUACUGCGUCUGGGGUUCCCAUUUCAGAACAAAGUUUAAUUCUAUAUGUGAGUAAGUUGUUAUUGAAAUGUGAUUUUUUUUUCCUGGAAAAUAAAUGAAAAAUAUUGAAAAAAAUGAGCCGUGAACCUCUUUUUUUUUUUGUCAGAUUCUGAAAAGUUUACCCACAUUUCUGGAAAAUUUCAUUGACUGUGUAGGGUGGGGACGACGGACCAAAAAUCUGGCGACCGUCAAGGGCUUUAGAGCGCGACAAAUCCCAGCUCUGUAAUUUAACUACAGGCCUGAGCAUGUUACUCAAUGAUUCUCCAUUUCCUUAUCUUUUUUUAAAAAAAAAUAUGGAGUAACGUCCCCUAUAUCAUACAGUCAUUGAACAGAUUAAAUGAGAUACUUUCAGCAGUCACCUAGCAAUUCUUACCUGGUUCGUAGUUGAUAUUCAAUCAACAAUCCUUUCCUGUUCUCAUCUUUCUGUGAAUGAGGAUUGGGAUGGAUGGAAAACUUUAAUGCUCUUCUCCUCACGCUGUCCUAACACUGCGCUCUACUGUGAUCGCUGUGUAUUACUAUGUCGGCUGGGGCAGGUGCCUGGAGGCCAUACCUGACUUUCAUCCCCAAUGAUUGCCCCUAAAGGGUUUCUUUUGUUUGUUUUUGGUUUGAGAAGGACCAACGGGUUUAGGAAGGGGUUAGUUACUAAGGUGGAGGAAGGGCCUAUUAUUAAUAGUUAUGGCAGGUAGUAGGUCCUCAACCCUAAACGGUCUCCAUUUCAGAGCUGGGAAAAGUCGGGUUGAGGAAGGUGAGGGAGCCCAGCCCGGUUUGUGACGCCCAGGAGUGAAGACCAUGAGCUCAGGGGGCCCCCAGGCCUAUUAUUUAGCAUCUUAGCAACUCAGUUUUCCAAAUGUGUAAACGGAGAACAAUCCUUUCUUGACAAGAGUUGUUGGGGCAACUGGAUCAAACUAAACCGGUUGUCAGUAUCUGGCGAAUGCAAGCGCUCCGUCAUCCCUGCUAUCCACCGUGGGUGCCUUGGAGGGGAGAGGUGGAAAGCGUGGAGGAGGGGGCUGCUUUACUUUCUCUUUGUGCCUCGGAUUUCCUGUCCCAGGGAACCGCUGCACUUCCCCCUGCUGCCCUGACGCCAGCGAGAAAAGAGACCUGAGGAAGGACCCUCGGGGCUGCAUCUUUAGCCCCCAGCGUCCCGCUCGAUUUAGAACACAGCGGCUCCCCUGCAGCUCGCCGCCACCCAGGGCGCCGCGGGGCUCAGGGCGGCCCUCUGCAGGCAGCGAGGGAGAGAUCCUUUGCAUCCUCACAGCAGCUCAGAGGACCACAUAGCGGCCAAGGGCGGCCGGGGCGGGCCGAGAGCGCUGUUUCAAGUCGCCCUGGAGACCGGCGGCGGGGUGCGGGGGUGCGCGGGCCGCGGGCAGAGGAGGCCGGGCAGGCGCGAGCCGCGCGGCGCGCCCUGUCCGCAGUGGAGGAGCCCGCGGUCCGGAGGCCCCGCCGCCCCAGCCCUGCUGCAGGUUAUGAUGAUGUCGGACAUUGCUAAAAACCCAGUGGCUCAUUCCCGGAAGAAAAGGGGGAGUGUGUCUUCACUCAGUAGCCAUGAGUUCCAGAGGAGGGAAAUUCAUGGGCGCACUAAAGACUCAAUGAGUACCGUGUCUUACAUGGACGAACCGAGCCAGCGUGAUGAUGUCUCUCGUCUGACGGUUCAGAUGGAAAACACCUACCAGUUGGGUCCUCCCAAACAUUUUCCUGUGGUCACUGUCAAUCACAUUUUGAAAGAUGUGUUAACUAACUAUCUGCAAGAAGAAGAAUAUGAACCAGAGCUCUGCAGACAGAUGACUAAAACGAUUACCGAGGUUAUCAAAGCCCAGGUCAAGGACUUGGUGAUUCCACGGUAUAAAUUCAUUGUGAUUGUUCACAUUGGACAACUGAACACUCAGAGCAUACUUAUUGCAAGCAGAUGCCUCUGGGACCCUAAAAGUGAUGCCUUUUCAUCUUAUGUGUUCAGAAAUGCUUCUCUCUUUGCUCUUGCAAAUGUCUAUGCAGUUUACCUUGAGUGACUGAAAAUAAGAAAUCUAGUUCUUACUUUUUAAUAUCAUGAAAUGGGCUGUAUCUCUCUACACAAAAGUUUUACUGCCAACAACUUUGAGAAAGAAACACACUAAUAUUUCAAACAAGCUGAAGCUUUUGAACUUUUUUCAGACUCUUGUAAAGAUUGGGGAAGGGGAGGAUGGCAUAAAAAAGAAUCUUGCUUUUGGAACUCAGUCUUGGUUUUGCGUAGAUGUAGAUUCUUAUUUCAUAUUACUUUUGGUACUAAUUAUUUUAAUUACUCUUUAAUUAGAGAGUUAGAAUUUCCUGCAUUAUUUUUUUUAAUGAAGAGAAGUUUUAAAAAAAUAUGGCCAUAAACCCUGACCAAUCAAUAAUAGUAGAGUAUUCAACAUGGUAGACACAAUACACAAAUGAUAAAUAAUAUGCCUCAGCGCUGCAUAUGAAAGAAUACUGGUUUUCAUUUUGCACUUAAUAAAUUGAGCAGCAUUCAUUAAGUGCAAUUAUUGUUACAUGUACCUGACAGUUGAAACUGCUGAGGUAGAAUUAAUGGCUUUAUAACAAUUAUCCUGGUCCCGCGGGCCGCAAGCUAAAACUAGAAGCUCUUGUGGGUGCCUGCACUUUACAAAAUUGUGGGAGAACUGAAUGUUAGUUCUUCAAUAAUGGAACCUAUAAAGUGAACAAUGGCUUUUUAGGGCACUGAA